This is a messenger RNA of Prunus armeniaca (apricot), 717 nucleotides long. Lineage: Eukaryota; Viridiplantae; Streptophyta; Magnoliopsida; Rosales; Rosaceae. The record is from the annotation of a GenBank genome assembly.
AUGCUUCCUUUCCUGAGCUGGUCUGAUCAAAAUCACUACGCACACGACCCGUCGUUGGUCAACCUGAUGGACGGCGCAGAUUCCAUCCUGAGCCCAGCAGCCUCCAUGACCGAGACCUCCAGGUCAGCAGAAGCAUCCAAGAGCCACAAGGAAGCCGAGAGGAGACGCAGGCAGCGUAUCAACACCCACCUCUCCACCCUGCGCACUCUCCUCCCCAACACCACCCGGACGGACAAGGCGUCGUUGCUAGCGGAGGUGGUGCAGCACGUGCGGGAGCUGAGGAGGCAGGCUGCUGACCUUGCGCGACAGGACGGGGGCUCGUGCUGCGGCGGCACCACCGGAUCGGAGCCCUGGCCGUUUCCGGGCGAGUCGGACGAGGCCACGGUGAGCUAUUGCGACGGCGAGGCGAGGCUUCUGAAGGCGACGCUGUGCUGCGAGGAUAGGCCAGGUCUGAACCGGGACUUGAUCCAGGCGAUCCGGUCGGUUCGGGCCAGGGCGAUCCGGGCCGAGAUGAUGACUGUUGGGGGGCGGACCAAGAAUGUGGUUGUGAUGCAAUGGGCCGGCGGUGGCGGGGAGGAGGAGUUUAGGGCUUUGAAACGGGCUUUGAAGGCUGUGGUGGAGAAUCGGGCCUCGGGUUCUGGGCCGGGUCGGUUGGUUUUGGGGAACAAGCGAGCUCGGGUUUAUGGGUCGGUUUAUGAGGAUGAGAAUGAAUAUUAA